Messenger RNA from Budorcas taxicolor (takin), 903 nucleotides. RefSeq names its product TLR adaptor interacting with endolysosomal SLC15A4 (gene TASL). The record is from RefSeq and is a predicted model, not a curated record. The transcript has a single exon. Bases 1 to 903 code for a protein of 300 amino acids. NCBI's taxonomy places the organism in Eukaryota, Metazoa, Chordata, Mammalia, Artiodactyla, Bovidae. Gene Ontology annotation, biological process: regulation of toll-like receptor signaling pathway.
AUGCUGUCAGAAGGCUAUCUCAGUGGACUUGCGUACCGGAAUGACAUCCAGUGGAGUUAUCCAUCUUCUAAUGAGCAAGUGGCUGAGGAAAAGGAAGAGGAGAUGGAAGCCACAGCAGCUACAAGUCUUUCCUAUUCCUCCGUGGAUGAAACACAAGUCCAAAAUCUCUAUGUGAGCUGCAAAUCCUCUGGCAAGGUCAUUUCUUCAGUGUAUUCAAGAGAAAGCCAACAUAGUAGAAAUCCGAGAAUUACAGUGCUGCAAACAAACCCCAAUCCUGUGUAUGAAAGCCCAAACUUGGCUGCAGUUGAACUAUACAGAGACACCAGCAGAGAGACGUACUUGGUCCCACCUUCCUGCAAGAGUAUCUGCAAGAAUUACAAUGACUUACAGAUUGCAGGGGGCCAGGUGAUGGCCAUUAAUUCAGUGACAACCGAUUUCCCCUCUGAGGGUAGUUUUCAAUAUGGUCCUUUGCUGAAAUCAUCUGAGAUUCCUUUGUCCAUGGAGGAUUCCAUGUCCACUCAGCCCAGCGACUUGCCACCCACCCCUAUCCAGCGGUAUUCAUCGUACUGGAGAAUAACCAGCAUCAAAGAGAAAAACAGCCUGCAAAUGCAGAAGCCUAUUUCGAAUGCGGUGCUGAAUGAAUACCUGGAGCAGAAGCUGGUGGAGUUGUAUAAGCAGUACUUUAUGGACACUGGGUUUCAUGACAGUUCACCUACCCAGAUUCUGGCAUCUGAACUCAUCAUGACAAACGUGGACCAAAUUAGUAUUCAAGUCUCUAUAGAGAAGAACCUGGAGAUCUCGAAAGCCAGGGAUAUCGUCAUUAACCGCCUAUUACAGUAUGGGUCAACUGAAAUCAGCACGCCGAGUCUCCAUAUUUCUCAGUAUAGCAACGUGAAUCCAUAG